This is a messenger RNA of Colletotrichum aenigma, 1428 nucleotides long. RefSeq lists its product as uncharacterized. Bases 1 to 1428 code for a protein of 475 amino acids. The transcript is spliced from 3 exons. The record is from RefSeq and is a predicted model, not a curated record. NCBI's taxonomy places the organism in Eukaryota, Fungi, Ascomycota, Sordariomycetes, Glomerellales, Glomerellaceae.
AUGUCUGGACGCAAGCGAGAUUAUUGUCUGGAAGACAUCGCCGCUUUCGAAGCGGCAUCCAGAGGCAUGGGUGGCAGUCUGCAGGUUCUAGCAAGGUUCAAGGGCACACACAUUGCCUGCCUGGGAGGGGUCCUUAACAUUGCCACCCUAGGCAUUGGCAUCUCUGCUCAGCAGUUGAUAACAUUGCGAAUUGACAAUGUCCCGGAUCUAGAUGCCUCUGGGCUUCCAGCACCCGGGCCCGUGUUUCCCCGUACGGCGACAGCGUAUGGAAGUGGAAACUCAAGAGAAUUGCCAUUGUCGACUGAUCUUGCCUUGAGCGUGGGAUUCCUAUCCACACAUGUCAAUUUUCCGGAAGUCAUCUGUCCAACGGGGAACUGUACGUGGCCAAUCAUCCCUACCAUUGGUAUCUGUGGCGCUUGUGACAACGCCACGAGCCAUAUCAAAGUUCUAGACCGAGACCCAAGCUCAUGCGGGGUCGUUCUAUCCGAGGGGGCCAAAUUUGGGUUUCGACCCUGCGAUGAUAUCGAUAUCGAUGACAUCGAGGACAAGCUGGAGUAUCAAUACUUUUCAAUGCGGACUUUGAAGUUCGCUCAGGACACGGACAUGGUCCCAUUUCCCGGAGGUCCCAGAGAAGAGCGCUUAAUCUUCGGCGAGUUUGCGGUCAUUGGGACUAUCCUCAACGCGUCAGUUCGGUCUCAUAAUCUCCUCCCAGAAGACCCUCAGGCAUACCACUGCGGUCUCUGGUACUGCGUUGAGGCUCAUCAAGUGCGUGUAGACUCAGGCAUCGUAAGGGAGGAAGUUGUCGGAGCAUGGAGUGAAGCACGUUUGGCCUCUGGCUUCGACCCAGGAACCUUUCAGAAGCUGCCAGACUCAUUCUUCGCAGACCCAGACGAGGAAUUCACAGUAAUUGAGCCCUUCACCCUCUGGGACCUCGAUGGUAAUGUGACCAUGACCUGGUCUAAGAAAAACAACACGUUUGCUGAUGGGCGAAUGGCGCGCGGACAGGCUCUGCAUGAAGCCUUUGGCGAUAUGGACUCGUUCAUUGCAAAGGUCGCUCGAAGUCUGUCCAACAACGUCCGUGCGAAUUCCACCUCAACGAUGCGCGGCGUCUGGUACCGAGGAACCUCAUACACGAACCAAAUCAGCAUCAUCGUGCGAUGGCCCUGGAUGACGUUCCAGGUGGUCAUGGUGCUGCUCUCCGUCUUUUAUCUUGUGGCCGAGAUGAUCAGGACGGCAAGAAAGCCCGACAUACGGCCUUGGAAAGACGAUGCGCUGGUACCGCUUUGGAUCGAGUUGGACAAGGACAUGAGAGAACAGGCUGCCCAGGGACUCGGUGAGCCCGAUGGCAUCAGACGGCGUAUUGGCAAAGAUUCAGUGCAGCUUUUGAAUGGAGGCAAGAGAAUGCGGAUUUCGGCUGCUUUAGGAUGA